CCCAUCUUGAUCUUGCAUCAGCUGGCAAAUAAUUAAUACCAACUCAACAACGUCUCAUAUUUUCUUACAAGCUUUAAUGGCUAAGAGGCGCGAUGGCUAUGAAUAAAAAGAGGAAGCUAAAUAUAUCAGAACCUCCACCAGCCAUGAGCGCCUUUGCUCUUCGCAAAAGACUUCUAAACCAGCAAACUGCCACUACAUCACCGAACGUGGACGCAGCUGAUGAGACUAUAUUAGUCCCCAAAGUCCCAUCAACAUUAGAUACUUCGGGGACUAGCAAGACUCGAAGUCCAAAGAAGACAAGGAAGACCCUAAACGUUCAUUCACUGCCGAGUGUUGAUAACGAACCCAGUAUCGGACUGAAGGGCACAUUACCUGGAAAUUUAUCUCUCUCAACAGAUAAUACCGUUCUCCCUAGCUCUCUCAUUGUUCCAUCUAGAAGUCCCUCGCCUUCUAUAGCUGAUGAUGAGAUACUGGUGAAGCCGACCAAUGCAUUGCCAGUCCAGCUCUCUAAAUUUAAGCCAUCCAAAAGCAACUACCAAAAACGAAAAGAUGGGAGGAUACUGUUAAAGCUAUCUGAUGGAGAGCGCUUGGUGAUUCUCGGCAGCUAUGGCAUACGCGUGAAAUCUGGAGAGAUAACCCUCAAUGGUGCGAUGCUGAGGAUGUCAGACAGGGUGCAUUGGGUGAAUGCGCCACAUUGUCACGCGCUCCCUGUCCUUAGAUGCUCAGAUGAUGCUAGCCUAGAACUGCUCCCUCAUCCAAUCGCCACCAGUCUGAGAAGUUUAGGGAAGCUCGCUCCUCAGUUCAGGAAGCUUUGGAAUGAAUCUAAUCUAUCGUCAAACAACACCAUUUCAUCCAACCCAACAUUUGUAAUAUUAUAUACUUCAGCAGAUGGCCCAAAGAAAACAAUGCUGCAAGAUUUAGUAUCCCCACCAGAGUGGAAUAGGGAGAUUGCUAAAUUAGUCGAUAUUUCAAGCUCGAAACCCAGCUCAUUUAUGAUCACGGGGCCGAAAUCUUCUGGGAAAUCCACAUUUGGCAAGUUACUUGCGAACCGACUCAUCACGGAUCAGUCAAGUAGCUCCAAACGCAGAGUCCACCGCGGGGUGGCUGUGCUUGACCUUGACCCAGGACAACCUGAAUACUGCGUCGCCGGCCAAGUUGCUCUUGUAUUCCUAACUGAGCCUGUGUUUAGUCCCUCGUUCUGUCGCCCUCUUCCCUGUCCAGAGUUACAGAUCGUUCGGUCUCAUGCGCUAGCAUCCAUAUCUCCAGCUUCCGAUCCUGAGUUGUAUCUAGAGGCUGCAAUGGAUCUCAUGACGCACUAUCGGAAUGCUCUAGGGCGUUACCCCCUUAUCAUAAACACCCCGGGAUGGAUCCAAGGGACAGGGCUUGACCUUCUUACAUCCCUCAUCACUAGUUCACGGCCUACCGAAGUGCUAUAUAUGUCCGAGUCCGGUCCAGCUGAAGUAGUAGAGGCGCUGCAGGAAUCGUGCAGGACUACUACCUUUUCUACACUCCCUUCCCAGGCCUCUCAGCUUGCCUCGAGAACGGCAGCACAUCUCCGUUCAAUGCAGACUAUGUCAUACUUCCAUGCAGAACCACAAAGCUCUGCUAUUGAUGGUCAUUGGGUUCGGUGGAAUAACAAGCCACUGACAACUGUACCUCCUUGGCAAGUCAGCUAUAAAGGUCCUGGGCGGGGGAUAUUCGGGAUCAUGUGUUAUGAUUACCAAACACCCAUGGAUUUAUUAGCCGAUGCGGUUAAUGGCACCAUUCUCGCGAUUGUAGGUGUCGAAAACGUCCAAGCGUUUAGACGCCCUGAUGACCACGCUGUGUUACCCAGCGAUACGACUUCUGAUACGAUGGAUAUAGAUAGGGUUGAUGAGGGACCCCGGAAAUCCAUGUCCUCGUCUUUUUCGACAUUAGCUAGAGAUGUUAUUGUUAUGACACCCGAAGGCAUUCCAUUCAUCGACACGAUGAACGGAAUUACUCUUAACCCUAAACUUUCCUAUUCUCUUGGUUUAGCCCUUGUUCGUGGCAUCGACGUCAAGAAUGGUGUGCUCCAACUUUUGACACCUUUACGACUGGAGAAAAUAGACGAAAUUACUUCGAGAGGGGGGGAAAUCGUACUCAUUAGUGGCAAGUUUGAUACGCCGAGCUGGGCUUAUACCGAAGAGCUAUAUUAUCGGGCUCAUGAAGAGGCAGACGACGGAGCAGAUGCGGAUGAGACAAUUGACACCGGUGAUGAUACUAGAGAUAUCUCCGAGGCUGAAAAUGAUGAUUUGGCAGGGCCCACAGAUACGACACCAGUGCCGUGGGUAGAGGUGCUACAUGGAAACCAGAAACGUGGCAUCGGCUCAAAAGUGUGGAGAGUGAGGCGUGACCUAGGUCGCGUUGGUAACGCUACUAACUAAGAUAUUGAGUUCUAACACCUCCAAAGUUCCCAUGGCAUACGGGCCGUAUUCAAGAAAUAACGAUUGAUGCUGGCUCUCCUCAAUUGAACUAUUACAGGUCUGCCAUUGUUGGUUCCGGAUUGAAGCUCAGCGCUGCACGGCAUCGUCGCAAGCAUGCGGUGGCGUUUACUAUUGACGAAU
Molecule: messenger RNA, 2585 nt
Organism: Daldinia loculata
Lineage: Eukaryota; Fungi; Ascomycota; Sordariomycetes; Xylariales; Hypoxylaceae
Exons: 4
Coding region: 93-2405 (770 amino acids)
Biological process (GO): cleavage in ITS2 between 5.8S rRNA and LSU-rRNA of tricistronic rRNA transcript (SSU-rRNA, 5.8S rRNA, LSU-rRNA)
Cellular component (GO): nucleus
Molecular function (GO): polynucleotide 5'-hydroxyl-kinase activity
Source: RefSeq, a predicted model, not a curated record